Molecule: messenger RNA, 2927 nt
Organism: Bolinopsis microptera
Lineage: Eukaryota; Metazoa; Ctenophora; Tentaculata; Lobata; Bolinopsidae
Product: protein maelstrom homolog
Exons: 7
Coding region: 510-1820 (436 amino acids)
Biological process (GO): regulation of miRNA-mediated gene silencing; piRNA processing; negative regulation of DNA-templated transcription
Cellular component (GO): P granule; nucleus
Molecular function (GO): sequence-specific DNA binding
Source: RefSeq, a predicted model, not a curated record
GGGUCGGGGGACCGGAUCCUUGCCUAGUAGUACUACUGGUAUACCUCGUAGACCUAAGACUGCGUAUGAGUACGGUGUAAAGAGUAAAAAUAGUAAAUAAUAAACUUUAAAUAAAUUAUGUUUUCGAAAGUUGUGCUGUUUGAACCUUGUAACCGAGCGUAAAAGUAAAUGGAUUAAAUUUAGCAAUUGUUUGUUAAUAACCUUUAACACUGGAUAAAUCUGCUGUUUUGCUAUUAUCUCUUCAGAUAUAUGACUUAUAUUAUGGAUUGUUUGAAUUGUUUUGUUCUUAUAAGUUAUGAUGUUAUCAGAAGAUGUGUUUAACUUAUUAGUGCGAAAGUUCAGAAUGAGACACGUAAACCUAGUUGCGGUAGAUGUUUAAAUACUAAUGCUAUUUCAUAAAAAGCAAAAUAUCCUGAACCAGCGUCUAGAUUAUAAACUCUUUGCCCGUCCCCUCUUUGCCCGUGUUCUUUUGCAGGAUGUAAAAGGUGAAGUAAGAACGCUACUUGGCUAUGGUCGUUGUUAUCCCAGCUGGGGCACAAAUUCCCCCUCAAAAACCUCCCAAUCCCUCAUGUAGGAACUUGGAGAAUUCCAGCUAUUCCACCGACACUUUGAGAGAGAUGGUGGGUAGUUUCGUCAGUACACUAGACGAGGCCAGCGCCUGCAGCACCCUCCUCUAUACCCUGAACAUAGAGUCAGUCCUGCCUCCCCACCUCAACCAGGAACCAACUCCUCGGGAGAUUGGGGUCGUCAAGUUCUCCCUAGAUCUGGGAGUCUUGGAUCAGAAGUAUCAUUCCUUUAUUGAUCCGGGCUCUCUACCUAGAGGUUUUAUGCACGAGGCCCAGUUUCACUCAGAAACGCACAAAAUUCCAGUUCUGGAUUUCCAGGAGAAGACUACAGAUUGUAAAAGUGUGUACAAUGAUAUCAUCAACUUUAUAGAUUCUACCAACGUGGUGUAUACCCAUUCAAACCUAGUGACUUACACUCAGGAGGGUUUAGACUGGAUAGCAGGAAGCGCGGAAACAAAGCCCCGACGUAAGCUGAUAGUGUUGCCUCUGGAGAGUCUGUCCAGUGAACUGAUACUGCUAGCAACUGGGGAGAUAAGUAGUUCUCUCAGAUUGAGGGACGAACUGAGACCGCAGAUUCUGGAACAUGUCACACAUAUUGGAUGUGAUUAUCACGCAAUAAGAGAUCUUCCCAUUUGUGCGUUGAGUACUAGCCAUAGACAAGCUGUAGCAACACAUGGACUUCUUCAGAAAUACUUCUGGAAUCAUCUAACGAAACUAGCCCUGAGCCCAGAUCCUACGCCCAGAAUUCUUUUAAAGAAGUCAAUGCUACAUUCCUUCGAAAAAUGCAGCCUCGCUGAGUCAGAUUCUUCACAUAGUAAUCACGGGACUCCUCAUAAGAAUAGCCAACCAGCGGAGAGAAAACUAUCACCUGAUAAACAAUCCAGUAGAACUUCUGGUGACUCUGACGAUGACGACAGCGUGAAUUCUGUGUUCACCCUCCCCGAAAUCUUCCAGAGCAACGAAACACAGAUAUCUAGCAGGACUAACUCAGAAAACAAGCACUUCAGUAACUCUCAACCACUACGGAGACCUCAGUGUUCAAGGAGUGACCAUACUGAAAGACAAACUAACCCGGAUCAGUGCAGUAGGGAGCAAACAGUUCAACAAACACGGACAAACAGCUCGCCUUCGCCUCAAACUCAAACUAAUAAGCAGACCCAGGAAUCAGACAAUAUACUGAUCAGGAGAGUGGGUCUAGGACGGGGUUUUCUUAAAACAGCAUACAGGACACCUCCAAGAAAACCUAAUUCAUAAACUGUCGCAUUUAAAUUUGUUGUCUGGUGUAAUGAACAUAACAAAAUAGACUUUCUCGUCAGUGAUUUUCAGAAUAUUCCUAAAGUUAUGUGCAGAAUGCUGAGAGCAUUGUUUAUCAUAUGACCGAACUGAGACAAGUGCAGCGCCUCGCCCCACUAAAGGAGGCUGCUCUCUACCGUCUCUUAAUAAGCAUCUUGGGUGUGUGCCAGCAUUGCCAGCUUCAGUGCAUGACUGUUUAUGUCAUGACUGGAAUUCGAUGUGAACAUUCUAUCUUGUUCUAUAAUAAAUGUUGAGUAACAUAAGACAGAAUCGUGGCAUAGUCCCAAGAACGCUGUAUUGAUUCGUUGACAGCAUACGAAUUCCUGUAUUAUUAUUAACUGAUAUCAUAACUCAGAACGAGAAAAUCACGAACAGCGCUUUGGCCUGGCCACUAUUUAAAUAAAUGUGUUGAUUUGUCCCAUCUGGCGGUUUCUUCCCUUGUUUUUACCACUCUAAACUUACCACAGAUCAAUCUUAUCUCACUAAUUGUGCAUGAUUUGUAUGAACUUGGAACGAAAUUUAUAUUAUUAAAUAAUAGUUCUAAACAAGGGGUAGUUAAAAACAACGCCCUGCAAGUCUGAAAACGCCCUAGUCUGACAUUUAUUCAUUCGUUUAGGGAAAGAUUAGACAAAUUUAUACUGUUAAUUAAAUUGUUUUAAAUCGAGUUAUUUUUGAUAUUUCUGGGUUUAAUUUUUAAGGGAAAGUUUUAACAUUUAUUUUGUCACUAUUCAGCUUCAAGUUUAACCCGACCCCCUCCACGGACAAGUUUUGAGACACAUAUUUGGCCAGUUUCCAGAAGUCUUACUUCAAUUUCUACAGACAAUAAUUACAGUAUUCCCUGUUAGAGAGCCAAAUUUGUGCAUUGCACUGUUGUUUCCGGCACGAGCAGAUAUUUGACCCCUUUUACCAAACAGUCCAGAAUAUCCCAGAACCUUUGCAGCAGAUUUUAUGAUCCCAUGUUUUAACCACAAUUGUGUAAAUUGAAUUUCCGAAUUAUCAAUGGUGACAGUGAAUAUUAGUGUGGUGAUUUGUAUGCGUUAAUUCCCGCACAUAUGACGUUUUCGCUUC